Melampsora larici-populina 98AG31 is the source of this 600-nucleotide messenger RNA. RefSeq lists its product as uncharacterized. The record is from RefSeq and is a predicted model, not a curated record. Lineage: Eukaryota; Fungi; Basidiomycota; Pucciniomycetes; Pucciniales; Melampsoraceae. The transcript has 6 exons. Bases 1 to 600 code for a protein of 199 amino acids. Gene Ontology annotation, biological process: endoplasmic reticulum to Golgi vesicle-mediated transport. Gene Ontology annotation, cellular component: nucleus; TRAPP complex; cytoplasm.
AUGUUUUUGAUGGGGAGUUUGAAUGUGGUAAUCGUAGGACCAAAUGAUAAACCGAUUUAUCAAAUCGAUUUAAUCACUUCUAAAACUUCAAUUUCUUCAUCCGUACCACCAUCUAAACUAAAAAACCAUUUAAUUUAUUCUUUAUUUGAAAAUUUAAAUCCAAACACUAUCACAACAACUACUACUACUGCUACAACUGAAUCAAAGGAAUCAGAAUUGAAGGAAUUGAAAGGAAAUGAAGUAUCAAAUCCAUUAAGUUAUUCUAAGAAAAACUCGAAUCAAGGUCGAGACGUUUUAGAAUUAAUCGUGAAUGCUUCUUUAGAUGAUUUGAAUCAUUUGAUUUGGAAUUCUAAAUCAAUGUAUUUAAAGAACUUAGAUCAAUUCCAUCAAUGGUCAAUUUCAGCUUUAGUUCCAGCUGGUGGUAUCAGAUUAAUUCUUUUACACGAAAUCAAAAAUGAUGAUGGAAUUCGUCAUUUUUUCCUAGAAGUUUGGGAAUUAAUCGUCAAUAUUCAAUUAUCACCUUUCUAUAAAUUAAAUUCAACAAUUCGUUCAAAUCAAUUUGAUACAAAACUUAAAUUAAGUGCUCGUAAACAUUUAUAA